This is a messenger RNA of Manduca sexta (tobacco hornworm), 3263 nucleotides long. RefSeq lists its product as uncharacterized. The record is from RefSeq and is a predicted model, not a curated record. Gene Ontology annotation, biological process: proteolysis. The transcript has 8 exons. NCBI's taxonomy places the organism in Eukaryota, Metazoa, Arthropoda, Insecta, Lepidoptera, Sphingidae. Bases 137 to 2332 code for a protein of 731 amino acids. Gene Ontology annotation, molecular function: serine-type endopeptidase activity.
UCAGUGGCCGACCAUUCAUUGUCGUAGUAGGGUGCGCGAUCGGACAUCGCAUUCAGCCCAAACGGACGUAAUUAUAAAUCGUACUUCGCAAAUCACGCGACAAUUACAAUAACAGCGGCAUACAAACAUUUACGCAAUGUUAACUAAAAUAGUUAUAUCAUUUUUAUUCAUGAACAGCGUUUGCGCACAAUUAAAUGGUGAGUUUUGGUGGUUAAAUAGCAAAGUGAGUGAAUUAAACGGAAAAAAAAUACCACCGCCUCAGUUUGAAGACUUGACGGAAUUCGACACUGAUGAAACGAGGAUACUAUUUGACGAAAAUGUUCAUGAAAUGAAAUCUAAAAUCAUUAACAAUCCAAAAAACGUUAAAGACAAUAAGAUGAGACCUGGUGCUACACAAGCAAAGAUAAAUAAAAUGAUCAAUAGUCAAGAUAAAAUUAUAUUCGGUGAGUAUAAAAGGCACGAUAACAAUAAGUUUGUGUGGCCGAGUGACGACAGGAGUAAUAAAAAUAAAUAUAAUCAAGCUGCAUCGACUCAGAAUUUCAACAGAAAUGACCAAACAACAGUAAAGAAAACUACUGCAAGCACUACGCAAGAUACAGUCGGCAUUAAGUUUCCUGAAAGAGAUACAUUUUUUAUACCAGAACCCAAAAAAACAGUUGCUACAACAAUUAUCAAUACGCAAACAACAGCGCCAAACCAUGAAAGCACAAGUGAAGUUACAACAAAUACCGAUAUAAUAUUUUUCGAUAGCAAAAAUCGAAAUGAAGAGCAGUCUAAAAAUAUUUGUACUUACAUUAAAGAACAAGAAUGUAUAAAACUGGACGGUUUUAUUUACACUGUCGAAUUCGGAAAAAGCCUGAAUGUAGGCCCAAAAAAUCCAACACUUGUAUGCUGCGUACUACCUUUACCAAUAAAAGACAAUAGCAAAAAUACUGAUAAUAAAGACCAAGGCAUAGUGUUCUUUCGAGAAAAAAUACGCUCUAAAAGAUCCAACGAAGAACUAAAACAAAGAAAAGUACUUCUGAAACGGAGACGGCCCCAAGAAAAAACCAAAACAGUUCCCGCCGAAAUAGUAAAUGAAGACGAAGAUCCUUAUUGGAAUAUUAAGAAUACUUUCAAACCCACUACGAAACCAAUUAAGACAACAGACUAUGAUUAUAAAGAUGACUCCAUCGAAGAGUAUACUGAUGAACUGCCGCGACCAGGCUUAUUAGGAAUAUAUUCAGAGAAACGAAAGCCGACCGGCUGGUCUGUGACGAAGCGAGAACAAACUUAUGGCGGGGGCACUGAAUACGAUGAUGUUGACGAUCCUGGAACUCCAUUUGGCUAUGGAACUAUAGAUCCUCGAAAAGAUAACCGAAACACUAAAAAAGGAAGAAAGCCUAUAAAACUUGUGACGGAAAAAGAAAAAUAUAAUCCAGAAAAUCAAAUUAUAAAUUUUCAGUCAAAUCCUAAUUUUGAAGAUUUUCAAGGUUUUAAACUUCUUAACUUGGUACGUAACAAAAACAAAGUUCCCGAAAGAACGAUUGAGAAAUCUGGCGAAAGCAAUGAUAGUGAUGUUCAAGAAUCAAAUAUCAGGCUUGUGAAAAGUUCUGAAAACACCGACAACUAUAAACAGGAAACUCAGCUAUUUGGUGACUGUGAAAAAACUGGAAGGAAAUUAAAGCAAAAAGAUGCACAAAUCGGUGGCGCGGAAGAAGGCUCCCAUCCGUGGCUGGUAGUGGUGACUCCUGCAGACGAUCAGAACGACAUCCUCUGCUACGGCACCCUCGUACAUCCCCGUGCUGCUAUAACUGCUGCUGAUUGCGUUUCUGAGGUUUCCCCGAAAGGUAUUAUCGUUCUGGCUGGACUGUGGAAGUUGAAUGAAAAAACGAAUGCAAAAAAACGAACGCCGCAAGUCCACUUGCAUCCGAAGUUUAAACCGGGCAGUAUUGCGAACAAUUUGGCUACUCUGACAUGGUCGCGUCCAUUCAGAUUAUGCGAUGAAGUUCAGACCGCGUGCGUAGCGGAGCUUCGACAAGGAAAGGAUUGUAUGCUCUACGGCUGGGGUGGAUUCGAUCAAGCACUGCGUCUGAGAUCUCGUUGGCAACGAGCGCAACUGCAUGAGUGUGAUGAAAUGUCUUCAGUCAGUAAAUCAGCUCUUCCGAAAAACGCGUUCUGUGGCACUGUGCAAUCGCGUGGCACCGUGAGUGGUAUAGGCGGCCCGCUGAUGUGCAACGUGGAGGGACGCGACGCUGUGGUGGGCGUCGCCGUGUUCCGAGACACUGACGUCGUGUUCCUACCGGCGACGGAGUGGGCUAUGCAGGCGCACGAGCUUGUCAAUCAAGACUGAAUUUGGAAUAAUUACCCGUAAUUUUAUAUGUACUUUGAGGUAGAUAGGUGCAGUGUAAACUCUAACUUUAUUUUUUAUUUAGUUUUGAUUACUAUGUAAAUCAACAGAUAAAUAGGGCACGUUGAUGGAUAGUUAAAACAAAACACACUACGAAUACUUUUUUAAUUUUAUUUUAAUCACGUUUACAUUUUAUGUGCGAGACCAGCUUGAUCGUUUCGACAAUUAAUUCUGAGCAAACACCACGACUCCGCACUAGUGGCACUAGGAACUAAACAUUAACUACUAAACAUUGGGAAUGUCGAGAUCCUACGCGAACAUAUCAAAUGAAAUUUCACUACAACAAAGUUCAACACGUUUAAAUUUAUAAAUUAAUGAAUUGUACUUAAUACAUAAAACGCUCUUUGGUGUCGAACUCGAAUAACAAUGAGUGAGAUAGAUGUGGUUAUAUUAACUAUAACAAUUUAGAAAAUAGCGCGAAAUAAAAUGUUUUUAUCAAUAACAUACAAUAAACAAGUCUUACAAAUUACAGCCCGUUUGUUUCGUCGGCGGAUUCACUUCAACGCACUUUACCUGAAGUGAAACUGCCGACGACUUCAUAAGAACUAAACACAGUAACGUAAUAAUACUUAGGGCAUAAUUUAUUGAAUAUAAAAAUACUUAUAUAGAUUUUCUAUUUCAUUGUCUAAAUUAUGGAAAAUACCUGUACUUUCUCGCUAAGAUUUUUUUGUGACUACGAACAACCUCGAAAUUCACAUGUUGAUCUAAACGCGUAUGUAUCAUACAAUAAAUAUAAAAUAAGGUAAUUGGCAAUUCAGAAUGCGACAAGGGAAUCUUCGUAUUCUUAUUUUAUUCAAAUCGAUUGCUAAACAAUUUUUUGAGUAAUGAAGAUCCUAUUGUAUAAUUUAUGGCAAAUACGGGACAAUUUUGUUUU